UAACAAAUGUUGCAAAUGUAGAUUGGCGUGCCAGCUGAUAGACAACAGUACAUACAUCGACUAGGUAGAACUGGACGUAAAGGUAAAGAAGGACGAGGUAUACUCUUGUUGGCACCUUGGGAAGAGUUCUUUUUGUCCAGUAUCAAAGACUUGCCAAUAACAAAGGCAUCAGAACCAAUGGUUGAUUCAGACUCGAGGAAACAGGUUGAACGCGCACUAUCCCGUGUAGAUGCGAAGGUUAAAGGCACAGCUUACGGGUCAUGGCUUGGAUAUUACAAUUCCAAUAAGAAUGUGCGUAGAGACAAGAAUCGACUCGUCAUGCUCGCAAACGAGUAUAGUCGAAGCAUGGGACUUGACAACCCACCCGCCAUUGCGAAGAAAAACCUCAGAAAAAUGGGCCUACAGAACAUUCCUGGACUGCGUUCUGAGUAGAUAUGGUGUACUUUGUCAUUGCCAUAAAAAAUUAUGUGAAUUUAGGUAAAAUUUUGGUUGAGUAUGAAUUAUAAAUUUAUAGAGGUUCUUGGAACUUGCGUAAUUUACGAAUUCUGAGAUUUAUUAAUUUUGAUGACAAUGAAAAAGAUGGCUUGGCAUUG
Olea europaea var. sylvestris is the source of this 593-nucleotide messenger RNA. RefSeq names its product DEAD-box ATP-dependent RNA helicase 31-like. NCBI's taxonomy places the organism in Eukaryota, Viridiplantae, Streptophyta, Magnoliopsida, Lamiales, Oleaceae. The coding region runs from base 178 to 432 and encodes 84 amino acids. The record is from RefSeq and is a predicted model, not a curated record. The transcript has 2 exons.